UUGAAAAUAGGCACAUCUAUAAGCUAGUUUUCAUUGGGUAGUGAAAAGAAAGGUUUCUCAUUUGCGCACCGGAAAAGUAAAGGGAGAGGAAGAAACAGAGCCUCGGACCACCCGCGGCAAGGUGAAGAUGAUGUCCGGCGGUGGCUACACAACCAUCGACAACCAGAAAGUCUCCGGAUCUGUACCGGCGGUUUCCGGCCCGGACCACGUCGCUGUUAAGUUCACAGAGUCUAACCUAAAUACUUUUCCGCCCUCCGAAGCGAAGGGCAAGAUUACAUGCGUUUUCAAGCCACCGAUCGAUGCAGAUGAUACGUUCUCGAAACCGGCUGAUGGGAUUUCCGAGGAUACCCAGACUGGGUGGAUGCGAAAGUUCAUGGUGUCUGCUUACAAGCCCUAUUUCGAUGUUGAUACUUCGGAUGUGUUGGAUAGGAUUAAAGAAUCACUUUUCCCAUUUAAGGCGAGCUUUACAGAGACGACGGGAAACAAUCCGGAUUUGUAUGGGCCAUUUUGGAUAUGCACAACUUUAAUAUUUAUAGCAGCUUCAAUAGGGACUUUCGUCACGUACUUGGCACACAAGUUUCAGAAAAAGGAAUGGGAUUAUGACAUUAAUUUGGUCACAUGGUCUGCUGGUUUAUUCUAUGGUUAUGUCACCUUUGUUCCUCUUGGAUUAUACAUUAUUCUCAAGUACUUCUCAGCACCUCUAGGACUUGUGCAACUUUGGUGCCUAUAUGGAUACUCCUUGUUUGUAUUCAUUCCAGCAUUG
This is a messenger RNA of Phalaenopsis equestris, 763 nucleotides long. Its product is annotated as protein YIPF1 homolog. Gene Ontology annotation, molecular function: small GTPase binding. Gene Ontology annotation, biological process: vesicle-mediated transport. Gene Ontology annotation, cellular component: Golgi apparatus; membrane. NCBI's taxonomy places the organism in Eukaryota, Viridiplantae, Streptophyta, Magnoliopsida, Asparagales, Orchidaceae. The record is from RefSeq and is a predicted model, not a curated record.